Molecule: messenger RNA, 368 nt
Organism: Anopheles moucheti
Lineage: Eukaryota; Metazoa; Arthropoda; Insecta; Diptera; Culicidae
Product: venom peptide SjAPI-2
Exons: 2
Coding region: 14-322 (102 amino acids)
Source: RefSeq, a predicted model, not a curated record
CGUAUCGACCAACAUGGCGAGUGGAUGCGCUGUCUGGAUAGUGUUGCUGGUAGGUGCUCUUGCUAUUAGUACAGCUAGCAGUGACAUUGGCACACCGUGCAAAGUGCUUUGCGACAAUGGCGCAGAAAUGACUACUUGUGAAAGAAGAACGGAAAUCUUCAAUUGCUGCGGUCCAUGCAGCGAACCGACGUGUGCGGAGCCGAAUCCGAAGCAGGACUGCAAGGAGGGAUGUAAAGCGGGUUGCUUUUGCCGAAAUGGAUACGUUCGUUUGCAUGACGGUGGUCCAUGUGUGCCAAUCGAUGACUGCAAGAAUACAUAUUAACAACACGACUUAAAUAACUUAAAUUUCUUAUUUCGGUCUUGCUGAU